AUGAGUAGUACCAGGAGAGUCCAAUAUUCCGUGCGAGCUGUUGACGGACACACUGAUGGUACUGACGAGUCAUUCACAAUCCACACCAAGGAGAACGAACCCACUGCUUGGUGGAAGGUCGACCUCAACGUGGAGGUACAUUCUCCCAUGAUUAGGAUCUUCUUCAGAUUUGACUUUCCAAAACCAACGCUUACGACAGUAACCCCAGGGUGUGCGGAAGGAGUGUGGUAUGGACCCGACUGUAGGAAGUUAUGUACUGCACGUCACUGCAAGAUAAAGUCCAGUUGUGAUGUGACACAAGGCGCGUGUGACGGUGGAUGCAAUCCUGGGUGGCGUGAAGCUGACUGCACACAGGUUUGCCCAGCUGGUGCCUAUGGUGUGGAUUGCAACAACGCCUGUGGUAGAUGUGGUAACACCAGCUUGUGUCACCACGAGACCGGCAGUUGUCCAGAUGGAUGCGAGGCAGGAUGGCAUCUGGAUCUGUGCAAGGAAGCUUGUCCUAACGGGAAGUACGGGUUGAACUGUGCGGCACAAUGCGGUCACUGUAACGGGAGCUGUGACGUUGUGGACGGGAGAUGUCUCCAGGGAUGCAGUCAUGGAUACAGAGGUCCUCGCUGUCUCCGUGUUAUAGGUCAGAGCAGGAACCCGCGCAUUCAAAAUCGGACUCUGUACAUAGCAGGCGGGAAGACGACAGCUUUAUCAAAAGAGAAUCAAAAACAGAAACUUCCCAACACCAACAAAACGACCCAUUCGUUUACAAAGAUUACCGGUCUAGGUGUUCUCGUUGGUGGGCUUGUCGGAGUGGCGCUGACACUAAUCUUAGCGGUUGCGGUGUAUCUGUGUUUACAUUGUAGACCAUGCAGGCUGUAUUGGAAUCACAGGUCUGUGAAGGAAGAGGAGACUAAAGACACACAGAAAUCGCUGACCAAAGACACAGGAAAAUCGCUGACAAUAAACAAGAGAAUCGAGACCUGUGUCUAGAACAUUAUGAAUGCAUUUACUGACAUGCAUUAGGACUGCGAUAAUCCUCCAGGAACUGACGAAAUGUUUUAAAAUGACAAACCAUACAUUCUAUGAUGAGGAAUAACUAUAUCUCCGCCCGGUGAUCGAUAACAGUAUAAUCAGAGUGUAUUCCGUCACCUAUGUUUUGUGUCUGUGAAUGCUUCAUUUAGAUAGUCUGUUUUCUCUGACUGGAACCCCUUAGUGCCACUUAUUCUUUUGACUUACGUUGGUGCAUGCACUUCAUUGUAAGGCACAGUGCCAGUUUUAUACCAUGGCAAGGGAGAUCCAGCGAUGUUCAGGCCAGCACAAGAUAACUAAGGGAAGUGUUUCAAAUCCUAUACCCUUCCUAUUAACUGUGUGUUUUAAUGUUUUGUUAUAAUAUAUGGGUACUAUGAUGGAUGAAGCGUUUGCUCGUGACGAGGACACGGGUUCGAUUCCGUUCUCUUGCUUUAAACUCUCACAUGGGUUACGAUACAUUUGAGCAUCGCAUUGCUAUCAACCGCGUUGUAAUGUCAACUGUUGAAUUGCCAAUCGUAUUUUAUUGUGUUUCCCUUAAAGGACACGGGCCCAGUGCACUAUAUUUUAUCACUUAAAGUACAGACCUCUAUCGUCUUACCGAUCCCGAGUCAUUGUGAUUAUCUAGACAAUGUACAGAAAUCCGAUUCUUAAUACAGAUAGCAACUUGAAGUGUAAUAAGUAACUAAUCAUUGUAUAUUUAAAUACCAAUUACUCAGACGAAUAAUUGUAUUUUACAGGAAACACUAUCUAAAUGGACAAAAGUUAUGGAUACAAUGGUUGAAAAUCUAGCAGCAGUGUUUGCAUACCAUAUAUAAUAAACAUCUGUAAGAUUUCAAAAGCUUUGUGAAAUAUUAAACAGGCAACCUUGAUGGAUGUUAUGUUUGUAUUUACUGUAAAAAAUAAACGUUCUUUCCUUGUCAAACAAAAGACAUAAUGGAUA
Haliotis rubra (blacklip abalone) is the source of this 1960-nucleotide messenger RNA. Its product is annotated as multiple epidermal growth factor-like domains protein 10. The record is from RefSeq and is a predicted model, not a curated record. Gene Ontology annotation, molecular function: scavenger receptor activity. Lineage: Eukaryota; Metazoa; Mollusca; Gastropoda; Lepetellida; Haliotidae. The transcript has 7 exons. Bases 1 to 981 code for a protein of 326 amino acids.